AGAGAGAGAAAGAGAGUAAUGGCGUUUAAGGAAACCAGGAGAGAGCCCAAAGAGCCAUAGAGGUAACAGCUGUAUAUUUCCAAAAAUAAACAAAAUGUACAACAGAAAAGAAAAUCAAUGGGAAGAUGAUGCCGAUGGAUUCUGAAUUCAUUGUUGUGUUGUAUGCUUUUCUUCUAUAGCGAAUAGUCCUACGGAUCCCCUAUUUUUGUUCUUUCUUCAUCUCUUCUCGCUUCAUUUUGUUCUUGGAUAUCAACUCCAGGGUUCUUGACGAUUGACGCAAAUAGAGUUCGUUUCUAUUGGAAACUGUGGAAGGUAUAAUUUUGAAAAGAGAGGAAUGCCAGGAGGGACGAAGAAAAGCUUGAGAAAAACACUUGGAGCACUUAAGGAUACCACCGAUGCCACUGUAGCUAAAAUAAACAGCCAUUACAAGGAGUUGGAUAUUGCGAUUGUUAAGGCAACAAAUCAUGUUGAACAGCCAGCAAAUGAGAAACAGAUUAAAGCUGUCUUUGCUGCCAUUUUGGCUACCAGACACCGAGAUGAUGUUGCAUACUGCAUACAUGCUCUUGAAAGACGAUUGUCAAAGACACAUAACUGGGCGGUUGCACUGAAAACGUUGAUUCUUAUUCAUCGUGCUUUGAGAGAGGAGGAUCUGACAUUCCAUGAGGAACUUAUUAACUAUGGACAGAGCAGGAGUUACAUGCUUAACAUGACUCAUUUUAAGGAUGACUCAAGUCCUAAUGCAUGGGAUUACUCUGGUUGGGUUCGUAGUUAUGCAUUAUAUUUGGAAGAGAGGCUGGAAUGCUUCCGAAUAUUGAAAUCUGAUGUGGAGACUUAUCAUACGAGAUCCAAAGAGUUGGACACUUUAGAGUUGCUUGAGCAGUUACCAGCACUGCAGCAGCUUCUACAUUGUGUUAUUGGUUGUCAGCCGCAAGGGGCAGCUAUGCAAAAUCAUGUGAUUCAAUUAGCGCUAUCUAUGGUUGCUUUGGAAAGCAUAAAAAUCUACAAUGCUAUAAGUGAUGGCACAGCUACUUUGGUUGACAAGUUCUUUGAGAUGAAACGGCAAGAUGCUCUUAGGGCUCUGGAUAUAUAUCGCAAGGCUGGUCAGCAGGCAGAGAAGCUCUCAGAGUUUUAUGAAAUAUGCAAAAACCUUGAUGUGGGUCGGGGAGAAAAAUUCAUCACUAUUGAACGGCCGCCUACAUUAUUUCUGCAAACUAUGGAGGAGUGUGUGAAAGAAGCACCUCGACUUUCUACACUUCGCAAGGAUUCACAGGCCGUUGAUAACAAAUCCAAAGUGAUUUUGGCUACAGACUACAAAAAGAAACCGGAGGUCACAGAGGUGAGAUCCCCACCCCUACCUCCACCAAAACUUGUGCCUGAACCAAAUGCAAAAGAUAUCAAAACGAAAUCUCUAGUGGCAGAACCACCUAAUCUGUUGUCUCAGAAAGAUCCUGCUCCAGCUGUUACUAAAUUGGACGAGAAAAAUGCUGCUGCUUUAGCGAUUGUUCCACCCGAUUCUGCUGACCAAACACCCAAUGGUCGAAAUCUUGCAAAUGGAACUACAGGCUGGGAAUUGGCACUUGCAGAAGCUCCCAGCUCCAUUGAGAGUGUCGCGGCUGCUAGCAAGCUGGCCAGAGGACUGGACAAACUUACACUCGAUAGCCUGUAUGACGACGCAAUCACAAGGAGAAACCAAAGCUUAAGCUAUUAUAAUCCAUGGGAACCAUCACAAAAAGCCGCCCUCGUGAUGCCACAACCAGAACAUCCAUUCUGCGCCUCGAGCAUGGUCGCCAGCACCCCGCCUUCAGUGCAGACAGCUGCUGUGGCCAACCAACAACACGCUUUCGCGUUUCAGCAGCAACAACAGAUGAUGAUGAUGAUGACGACGACGUCUCCUCAACGGCAACAUGCUACAAACCCUUUCUGUAACCUGUGUGGUUCAGCCAUUAAUUCUUGUGGUCCUGGCAUGCCUGUUCAAACCUGCAAUAAUCAUUACAGGGGGCUGAUUUGAGAUAUUGUAGAGGGAACUAAGCAUUCUUUAGUUUACUGUAAAACUGUAAUUUGAAAAGCAUAGAGCUGUAGUUAGUCAAACAUUAGCAUAAGAUAUUUGAUGGUGUCAUGAAAUUAUUUGUCUAAAUAUUAGGUUAGAAGAAAGAGUUAUUGAUUCUUU
Messenger RNA from Ipomoea triloba (trilobed morning glory), 2167 nucleotides. Its product is annotated as putative clathrin assembly protein At5g35200. The transcript has 17 exons. Lineage: Eukaryota; Viridiplantae; Streptophyta; Magnoliopsida; Solanales; Convolvulaceae. Gene Ontology annotation, cellular component: clathrin-coated pit; clathrin-coated vesicle. Gene Ontology annotation, biological process: clathrin-dependent endocytosis; vesicle budding from membrane; clathrin coat assembly. Gene Ontology annotation, molecular function: phosphatidylinositol-4,5-bisphosphate binding; SNARE binding; 1-phosphatidylinositol binding. The coding region runs from base 335 to 2008 and encodes 557 amino acids. The record is from RefSeq and is a predicted model, not a curated record.